AAUCGUGCGAUUUUCAGUAACUGUGUAGGAAACAUAAACAGUGCACUAAUAAAGAUUGAUCCCGCAAAUUUGGCGGGAAAAGCUUGGCAGCAAUCGCUCACAGUGGUCACCAGUCGAGUUGCAAGUAAUCGCAAAUUUUCAAAAAUCUCAGCAUUUUUCCUUCAAGAUGGAGGAAAUUGUAAUAGAAAGCCUGUAUCAGACUGUCCUUGGCAACCUGGAUGCCAGUCAGAUCGGUCGCAACUCAAGCCUCUGGGAUGUCCUAACGCUGGUCACCGAAACCGUCCAAGAGCUGAACAUUUCGGAAAUACAGAAAUCCAACGAAUCGGCUGCAAAACAUCGUAUCGCCGGAAACCAGCUCUAUCAGGAACGAAAGUACGCCGAAGCACUGGCAUAUUACACCGAAAGCAUUCGCUUAGCGGAACCGGAAUCUGACCAGCUUGGCAUGGGAUAUGCCAAUCGGUCGGUCAUUUACUACGAGCAGGGCGAGUUCGAGUUGGCCCUGUAUAACAUCGAUUUGGCCAAGAGGAGCAACUACCCGGUGAUGCUGAUGCCGAAGUUGCUGGAUAGGGAGUUCAACUGCAAGCAGCAGAUUGCCGCAGGCCGUUCGAAGGACACGUUCCCCUGUUUGCCGAUGGACAUUAAUGUGGACACCAACCCGAGGAUUCCCUUCUUGGCCGACGGGAUCGGAAUGACUUAUGGAUCUACGUAUGGUCGAGGAAUGGUUGCUGAAAAGGAUUUCAACCCGGGAGAUGUGAUCUUGGACGAAAAAAUCGAAUUGUGUGGAGUUGACUUGAAUCUUGCUUCGGAGCACUGCAAUCACUGCAGUUCUCGAUUCAACUGCAGCUUAAUUCCUUGCCCAACGUGCACGAUCUUCAUGUACUGCAGCCAGGAAUGUCUCGAGCAGAACUGGAAGUUCUACCAUCGAUUCGAGUGUGCCGUGGCGACCAAGCUUCUCAGCGCUUCCUAUCUACCGUCGAUGGUUUGUCCAAGACUGUUCUUCUACGGUUUGACGCAGUUUGAUGACGAUCUGCAGGCCAUGAUGGAAUACUGCGAGAAAGAGAUCAACGUCAAAUUCAACCCUCUUGACCUGGAUUACACGAAUCUAGACCGACUGGAGGUGUUCAAGGCCUUACACAACACCAAGCCGUUCGACAUUCCGGAGAUGGAAUAUGUUGUCAAAUAUACAGCCUGCGCGUAUUACGUCGUGCUGCUGAUGAACCCCGCGGUCAGUUCGAUUAUCCGCACCGAGACCCAUCGACAAUUCUUCCUGCGAACGCUGCUGCAGUACGUUCGUGUAACAUGCUCAUUGACUUCUUAUUCUUCACGCUCGCUUAUCAAUGUGGGAACAAUUUCUCCAGUCUACAGCAUCUGCAACCACUCGUGUGACCCAAACGCGAUCACGAUCAACGAUUUCGGCCGAACGAAGCUGGUAAUCCUGCGACCCGUCCGCAAUGGUGAACAGAUCUUCACCUAUACACAAACCUGGUGGUGUCCCGUUUACGCCGGUGUUCGCUGCUGCUGCAAUAUUUGUGACCUUGAAAAGGCUAGCCAAGGGUGGCGUACGAAGUUCAACCGAGAUUUUUCACCGGAAGUUCAAAGGCAAUUUGAAGCGCUGAAAAAGGACAUGGCCCGUGCUGAUUUGAACGCGGUCGCCAAGCUGAAUCGGCUGCAGCAGUUUAUUCAGCGAUACGCCGAACGUUACCAUCCCCAGAAGAACUUCGGUAUGGUGCUGAAAGGUUUUAAUGACCUCCUGGACUGCGCUGCCUGCAACGGGAAUGUGGCGCUGGCGAAGGCGCAAUUGCGAGCCACCUAUGCCGAGCAUUGAGUGCGGGCGAAGUAAUUUCUUGCUCUUUUUCUUCUGCUAUUUUUUG
Culex quinquefasciatus (southern house mosquito) is the source of this 1871-nucleotide messenger RNA. RefSeq lists its product as uncharacterized. The coding region runs from base 167 to 1825 and encodes 552 amino acids. The transcript is spliced from 3 exons. The record is from RefSeq and is a predicted model, not a curated record. Gene Ontology annotation, molecular function: protein binding. NCBI's taxonomy places the organism in Eukaryota, Metazoa, Arthropoda, Insecta, Diptera, Culicidae.